This is a messenger RNA of Colletotrichum orchidophilum, 2016 nucleotides long. RefSeq lists its product as uncharacterized. The coding region runs from base 1 to 2016 and encodes 671 amino acids. NCBI's taxonomy places the organism in Eukaryota, Fungi, Ascomycota, Sordariomycetes, Glomerellales, Glomerellaceae. The record is from RefSeq and is a predicted model, not a curated record. The transcript has 3 exons. Gene Ontology annotation, biological process: positive regulation of transcription by RNA polymerase II; aromatic amino acid catabolic process. Gene Ontology annotation, molecular function: DNA-binding transcription factor activity, RNA polymerase II-specific. Gene Ontology annotation, cellular component: nucleus.
AUGCCACAAACGGGAACUCCGUCUACAGCAUUCACCCCAAACUUUGACACGGGAUGGCGUCCGAGUUCUUUUCCCGAUCAUUCACUUUCGGGGCGUGUUGUCUCUAGUCUUGUGACCGGGUCCGGUGACGCUCUGGAUGUGCUGUCCGAUGCUGCAAAUCUGCUUCAUCAUGCCACAGCGUCACCGUCCUCUGGUCCCCCUUCAGCACAGCCAGCUCACAACCUGCAAGAUGUACCCAUUGCCGUGCCCGCUAGAGAGCAGACUGGCGGUCAGAUUGGGAUAGGAUUCGUCAUCCAGGCUCUAUCCGAACCAGACGACAUGACUCUGGAUUUGUGGGACAAGAGCAGAUUCAUCAGACAGGGGUGGUUCACUUCGCAAGAAGCUGUCACAUUCUUUAAAUACCUCUCCCCGCUAUCUCCCAUCAACGUCGAUCAAUUUCGAAACCACGAGGGUCAUUCACGCCUCGUUUACGAAGAGUCCAUGUUGUGUUGUACUAUCCUCAUGAUUUCGUCUCGAUUCUUCUUGUUACCGGGAGCAGGUGGUGUUUCUAGGAGCCAUCUGAUACACAAUCGACUCUGGCUGUACUGUGAGACUAUGAUCAAACGCAUCAUUCUGGGUCAAGAGAAGAUAUCCACCGCCAAGAUGAGAAUAAUCGGUACAAUUGAGAGUUUACUGCUCAUCUCGGAUUGGCACCCUCGGGCUGUUCAUUUUCCCCCAGACACGGAGGGCUGGGAUGCCUUGUUCAUCGACGUGGAUUAUGAUCGACAAAACCGGAAGCGAACCAACAAUGAGGAGCCCCUAAUUCGCUGGCGCAAGGAUGUUUUCGAGCCUGCAAAAAGAGCAAGCAGGAUGUCUUGGAUGCUCCUUGGCCUUGCUACGAAUCUUGCUUACGAACUUGGGAUAUUGUCAAGCGACCAACGCGCAAGCUUCUCGGCAUCUGACAUUGCAGAUUGUCGAAAGUUUCGAGCUCAAAAGCUUCUUUACGCCUACAUGACGCAAACCGCCACGAGACUAGGGUAUAAUUCCGUCAUCCCUGAAAGUGUCUCUAUCGCAGCCACGCGAUCUUCCAUGAAAGACGUUGACGAUGCUUCGCAAGUUUCAUGGAACUCAUAUAUAGAUGUCUACUUUGAGUUCACCCGUCUUUCAAAAGUAGCUUCGUCAAUGUUCUUUCAAUCCGCGGGCCACUUGGAAGGUUUACUUCGGAACGAUGGCUACUCAGACCUGUUGGGCCAUUUCCUUAGCUCUCUCUCCAACUGGAAAACUACACUUGAUUCAGAUUGCAGAGCCGGGCUUCUAAAGACGUCGCUGUCUAUCGAAUACUACCACAUCAGAGCUUGUGUUGGUGCCAUAUCAAUACAAGCAGUCGUUCAAAGAGCUGCAACAGCCAAGUCGGAUGGUGUUGAAAAAGACAGUCUAGCUGGUUAUAUGACUGCUCAGGAUGCUAGGUUUCUGCAAGACGUGGUGUCGGAUAGCAGCGAAGUGCUGCGCAUAGCAACCCAGACCUCUUUCCAGGAACAUCUUGCAUACGCGCCAGCAAGUAUAAGAAUCAGCGUAAUAUCCGCAUCCGUCUUCCUACUAAAGGCCCUCAGUCUUGGAUCACCAGCAACAGAUCUACCUACAGCCUUGCAAACGCUAGAUCGAUGUGUCACAGCACUGGGAAGGUAUCCGCCCGACGACAUGGACUUUGCACUGAGAUACGCACACCUCAUUGAGAAGCAUACCCAGUUUCUGAAAUCAAAUCUGUACUUUGUGUCUGAAACCCCCAGAGGAAGCGCAGAUCAGCGUCGUGCGCCAAGUCAUGUUCACGACAGCCUGAGUGGAUAUGACCUGACGUUGUCAACUCUCCCGGCUGAUCAAAGUAUAAACGAUGCCGCUUCUAUGGAUCAGAACGGGUUUUUGCGGGCUCUGCAAUUCGACUCUAGUAUCGCGCCUUUUAGUGACAACGCAGAUCAGCUUUAUCAAGGGUUUGACAUUGACUCACUCAACUUCCUAUGGAACCUCCCAGACAUCAACUAG